AUGCCGUCCAAUGCGGAGCUCUAUACAUAUUACUGCCGGCGCUCUGCGUGUCACCCGAACAGCGCGGUGAAGCGCUACCUCGACGACACAACCAGCAGCCCGCUCGAGGUGGUGGAUGCCUCGGCAAACUACUUGGGCUCGCGCGGCAUCAUUCCUGUUUUGGACCUCGUGAAGAACACCAAGACGGUACAUACGUUGGAUUUGAGCAACAACACGAUGGAGCUGGAGCAGGUGGAGCACCUGGCGUACUGCGUUGCCCUCCACCCAAACAUGCGGACGGUACGCCUGUGCAACAACGGGUUGCACGACAGCCACGUCGACGCGCUGCUGCAGCUGCUGUCAGAAAACGCGUCUAUUGAGCACGUGGCAGUAGAUGACAACAACUUGACGGCGGCCUCCGUGCAGGCCAUUGUACAGGCGCUAGAGAGGAACAAAGCAGUGCGUGCGCAGCGCAGCCGAGAGGAGGAGGAACACAGCACCUACCUGAAGAGCCUCACGCCUCGCGCGCGUCUCUCCUUUCAAGCGCGCCUCUGCGGUCAGAUAUCGACUGCCGAGUCCGGGGGCUACAUUCACUAUGCGACGUGGUGGAGGAACCCGCAGUACGUGGUGAAGCUCUCGCGCUCGUCGCGCGUGUCGUUUGUGCUGGAGUGCACCCAUGUCGAGGUCGCCAAUCAGGUGGGAAUGCUCCUGAUGCGCCACGACGGCGUGCACCGAGUUGUGGAAAUCCUUGCUGACACCAUUGUUGCCGAAAGCACCAUUGAAGAUGAGCGGUGCGUCAUGGAGGCCCACCUUAGCGUUGAUGAUUCGUACGUUUUGAUGCCCUUCUCCUUCAACCCGGGCCGCGCCGUAAACUUUACUCUGUUCGCCACCCUUCGCAACGGCCACAUCGCACAGGAGGAGGGCUGGAUCAUCGUGGAGGAGCUCGAUUCGCGGUACGACUGGUGCACGCGAGCGGUGGAAACGGCCUGGACGAGUGACAAUGCUGGCGGAGGCCCGGACUGCCCCUCGUGGCGGCGCAACGACAUGUAUCACCUCACGUACGCGAACGCAGCCGCGCCAGGGCAGCCGUCCUUUAUGGCGACAGUACACGUACUCCUCAUGAAGGAGGCUGAUCCGUACGAAAAUGAUAGUCGAGCGAUUGGGUUGGACGUUGUCGGCCACGAUGUUCACCACACGACGGCGCCGCCGCUGCUUUGCACCUCCGAAGUCGUGCGCACUUCUUACUCUCACCAGCAAAAAACGUUUAUUUCGUUGCAGUUCAGCAUGCCUGCCACGGAGCUGGAUGUCUUCAUUGUCCCGAGUACGGCGGAGGCGGGGCAGACGGGCACGUACAGCAUCACCGUCUUCAGCUCGGUGUCGGUCGACUUCACGAGAUCCGCGUUCCCGCAUGGGUGGCGCUAUCGCACCGUGAGGGGCCAAUGGGAUGCCGACUGCUGCGGUGGGUGCCGUCAGCUGUAUCAGUCGUGGAAGAGCAACCCGGCCAUCGAGGUGUGUGUCGAGGACGCUGCGAAGGCUCUCGUGACGUGCGUUGAGGUGCACUCUGCAGAAACAGCGACGGCAGUGCAGUGCGUGAAAGAGGCGCAGAAUGCGGAAGGUGAGGUGGCUGCCACUGCUGCCGAAAGGACACUGGAGGCAAUGCAACAGAAGUCAGAGCUGGAGAAGUUUCGUCAACGCCACAGCAGCGCAAAGCGAGAGGUCUGUGUCGCUGUGGUGGGCGUGAACCCACCGUCGUACCCCGAGGUGGCCUCAUCGGCUCUGUCUGAGAAGUCUGCGGUAGUGGUGGCCACCGAUAUUCGGCAGCGCGUCUUCGUCGUGCCAAUGCUCCGCCACGCCGCUGAAACGGCCGCCUACACAUUGGAAAUUUUCUCCUCUUCGUCCUUUGUUGUCUGCGAGGCAAUAGAGCCGCUCGCUGCGCGACAGCGACAGGCGCAGCUGGCCGCCUGCUCCACCGAAAUCGAGCAGCGCGCGGCACAGCGAAACCCGGAGCAACAGGUGUGUCGCUACGGCGCCGACCUGUCCCCCCUGCGUGUAGCGAGACGGGCAAUACUGGAUAGGCUCUACGCAACUGAUCUGCCGUUUGUUGACCGUGAGUUUCCGCGCGGCACAUCGUCCUUGUUCCUGGACCCGGAUGGUGUCCCGCCGCCAGACUUUCCGGUGAUGACGGAGUGGAAGCGCGCGUCACAGCUGAAUGCCUCACCUCACACGCGUGGAGGCGACGCAACCUUCAUGAGCCCACCCUCGCCCUACGGCCCGCGCCACUGGUUCGCCUCGGUGCUGAACUCGGUGGCGGCCAAGCCAGGCUGGCUGUCUCGUGUCUUUGUAGACUACUUCAGAGAGGCCGGAUUUGCGCAGUUUGCUUUCUACAAGCAGAACGAGUGGGUUGGCGUGACAGUGGACGACUAUCUGCUCGUGGACAGCCAAGGCGCGCUGGUGUACGGCCACAGCGCCGCUGCCGACGACAUGCUCUUCCCGUUGGCCGAGAAGGCGUACGCCAAGCUCCAUCGAUGCUACGAGGCGAUGGAGUCGAAGGUGUGCCCGCAGCAGUCGCUGCUGGAGCUGCUGCAUCAGGGGCUCAUGGACAUGUCAGGAGGCCGCUGCUUCACGACGAGAGUGAGGCCCGCGGACGGCUCCGAGCUACCAGCGGAUGAGCGGGAGGCGCUGUGGCGCCAGCUCAAGGCCGGUGUAAGUCAUUCUGUGCUCUGCACGUUGAUGUUGGACAGCCGCAGUAACCGCGCACAGGAGCGCUCGCGUGUCGGUCUUCUGCCAGAUCGUCUCUAUGGUGUGAUGGACGCUCUCUUUGUAGAGCAGCAGCGGCUGGUGAAGAUCCGCAAUUUUGACUCUCAAAAUAACACCGACGCGACGUGGCGGGGAAAAUGGGCGGACAAGAGCUCUCUUUGGACGGAGACGCUGCUGGAGGUACUCCAGUACCGCCCUGAAGAAGACGCCAUAUGGAUGCAGUUCGAUGAGGUGCUCUACUACUUUACGCACUUGCUCGUGACGGAGGUGUGCGCGCACACGACCACUGUCACCGGUAGCUUCGCCGAGUCCACCGCCAGUGACCCCGACGAUGCCGACCUUUCGCUGCUUAACCCGCAAUACGCGCUCACGGUGACGCAAACAUCUGCAACGGACACGGACACGACGCCGAUCGAGGUGCAUGUUGGGGUGCACCGCCGUGACUCUCGCCUCGAUAUCACACGCGCCAAGAACGCCACUGCAGUGUUCAAAACGGCGAUCGGCUUUGCUGUGCUGACCACAGAAGACAACCGCCGACGCGUCUGUCGCAUCACAGACAAGCAGCUCCUACGGCUCGUCACCCCGAACCGGCUGCGCGACGCCUACUGCACGCUACAACUCACCGCUGAGGCACUCCGCUCGCAGCACAUCACCCUCAUGCCGUUCCGCGAACAUAUUCGAGACCCUGACACGCUGUACUGCAUCUCCGCCAGCUGCAGCGGCGCCGCUACGGUGAGGAUCACGCACGUCACCCCCAACACCACGACCACCGUGGCGGGACAAUGGGAUACAAAGGCCGGCACCCCUGAUUCGCCGCUCUGGCGCGACAACCCGCAGUUUUUUCUCUCUCCCUCAGAGGCAAUGGAAGUGACAAUCACGCUGCGCACGGCUCGCCCAACGUCCGGUGUGCUCGGCUUCACUAUCCACAACACGCAGCGGUGUAGCAGUUUACUUACGUUUGAACCCGCCACGGUGGCGGCAAGCGCUGCCGCAGAUGCGGUAGGGGCAACCCCGACGUGCGUGGUGCGUUUAGCCGGUAUGGGGGAAAGGCGUGGGAUGCCAUAUGUGGUGGUGCCGUACUCUUCCUGCAGUGCCGAGGACUUUAGUGUGGAGGUGACCGCCAAUCGUCCAGUGCAGCUGCGACCGAUUGACCCUCGGCUUGACUGGCAUCGGAUGCGGCAGAACGUUUCGAUCAGCGCUGAGAAAGGCAACACCGGCGGCAGCCUUGCAUUUCCGUCCUGGCGCUUCAACACUCAGAUGGCGCUCACGUUCCCGGUGGAGCGCGAGGGCCGUCUUUUCAUAUCCGCCCGGCGCAUCCGCACCGCCGACCCACGCGUGAAGGUGGGCAUGGUGCUAAUGCGCUCUGGUUGCGCCGUGAGAGGCGGUUACCGUCGUCUCCUCACCUACGCAGAGGAGGACGUCGUGGCGCGGUCAUCGGAGAAAACCGGCGAAGCUAUUGUGGACACGGAGGUGAGCCUUUCAACCGAGCAAGGAGCACUGGUGCUGCUGGUCUACGCAGACCAACCGUAUAAGGAGGCCGAGGUGGAGCUGAGCGUGUACGCGGCAGCCACAGUGGACGUGCAACCUGUGGUGGAGUGGGCAAAGGUGCUCUGGAAAGAAGGGAGCUGGGAGCUCGGCACCACCGCCGGUGGAAGCCGCACCCACUUCGCGAACUGGAUCAACAACCCGUUCUACGGCCUCUCGGUAAUUCGUAGUACCAAGGUUGUCGUCCUUCUUGUGCAGUACCCCCGCGACCGUGAGCACCCCAAGGUGCGACGGCAUGGUCAGAAGAAGGCGUUUCUGCCGCCUCCGAUAGAGUUCCAGGAGCGAUGUACCACCAUCGAGCUGAGCAUCGUCAAGUACGACAAGGAUUUGUCAGAGGUGGCAAGUGUAAGUGCGGGAACCGCGGUCGAGGCGUACCUGGUGGCAGAGCUACUACCUGACCACUCGUAUUUCCUCGUGCCGUGCACCAGCGAGCCGCAGCACAACGGCGACUUCAAACUCUUCGUCUUUGCCGACUAUCCCAUCGACUUCUUUGAGGCCGAGAAGCCGCGGCUGCCCUACGUCUAG
Messenger RNA from Leishmania braziliensis MHOM/BR/75/M2904, 4806 nucleotides. RefSeq names its product putative calpain. NCBI's taxonomy places the organism in Eukaryota, Euglenozoa, Kinetoplastea, Trypanosomatida, Trypanosomatidae. Gene Ontology annotation, molecular function: calcium-dependent cysteine-type endopeptidase activity. The coding region runs from base 1 to 4806 and encodes 1601 amino acids. The transcript has a single exon. Gene Ontology annotation, cellular component: cytoplasm. Gene Ontology annotation, biological process: proteolysis. The record is from RefSeq and is a predicted model, not a curated record.